Molecule: messenger RNA, 582 nt
Organism: Aspergillus luchuensis
Lineage: Eukaryota; Fungi; Ascomycota; Eurotiomycetes; Eurotiales; Aspergillaceae
Product: Hsp20/alpha crystallin family protein
Exons: 1
Coding region: 1-582 (193 amino acids)
Biological process (GO): response to salt stress; response to hydrogen peroxide; protein folding
Source: RefSeq, a predicted model, not a curated record
AUGGCUUACUUCCCUCGAUUUGCCGGUGACUUCGCACCUUUGUUCCAACUUCUGGACGAUUAUGAUGUCCACCGGUCUAGCCGCCCCAAGAACAGGAAGGCCACACCCGUCCGCUCAUUCACUCCGAAAUUUGAUGUCUAUGAGGUGAACGACGUAUAUCACUUGGAAGGCGAACUUCCUGGGGCCGAGCCGAGCAACAUUGAAAUCGAGUUCUCUGAUCCACACACUCUGGUCAUCAAAGGUCGCGUGGAGAAGAAUGAAGUGGGCACCCCUCAGACAGCGGGUCAAACAUCGCCGACAAAGUCACACCAGCCGACAGUUGAGGAUGACGACGAAGACGAAGACAACAAAUCAACCAAGUCCUCGGAUAGCCACCCCACGCAGCUGGUCUCACAGAAACAAACCGAGCCAACCUCCAAGUACUGGGUUUCCGAACGCCAGACUGGCGAAUUCUACCGCACAUUCACCUUCCCGACGAGAGUGCAUCAAGAUGCAGUCAAGGCCAACCUGACAAAUGGAAUCUUGUCGCUACAGAUCCCGAAGGAGCCAGCCCCUCAGGUCAAGAAGAUCCGCCUCGAGUAA